AUGUCCAAGAAAACGAGACACACGGAACCGGUCGCCCGCGCGGGUUUUUCGACAGACACGGGCACCUCGACACCUACCGGUGUUCCAUCCGAUGAUACGAAAGCACUCGGCGCGCCUACGCCUCCGCCCGACGGUGGCCUGGCGGCCUGGACACAGGUCGUAGGCAGUUGGUGUGUCUUGUUUUGCACCUUCGGUCUGGUCAACACGUUUGGCGUCUACCAGACGUACUAUGAGCGGACCCUGACCACCGUCUCGUCAUCCAGUAUCUCCUGGGUCGGCUCGAUCCAAGGCUGUCUACUCCUGUGCGGAGGACUGAUCUCUGGGCCGCUCUUCGACGCGGGUUACUUCCGCCAUCUGCUUUGCACCGGCUUGUUCCUCGUCAUAUUCGGUCAGUUCAUGACGUCGCUGUGCACCGAGUUCUGGCAGAUCGUUUUGGCGCAGGGCCUGUGCAUCGGCACGGGGUGCGGGAUCGUGUUCCUGCCCUGCACGGCCAUCAUGUCGCAGUACUUUUCGCGCAGACGCGCCCUGGCGACAGGCUUAUCUUCGAUGGGAUCGCCCGUCGCUGGCAUCGUGCUGCCCAUCGUCUUUAGCCAGCUGCAACCCAAGAUCGGCGCACCCUGGGCCACGAGGGUCAUCGCCUUCAUCCUGCUCGGCAUCGCCAUCGUGCCCCUCACCUUCAUGCGCACCAGACUGCCCCCGUCUAAACACCACCGAGCAUUGGUAGACACGGGCGCCUUCCGCGACAUGACAUUCAUGACCUUCCUAGCGGGUUGCGUGUGCGCCUUCAUGGCGCUGUACAUCCCCUUCUUCUACAUCGAGCUCUUCGCGCUCGACCACCGCUCCGUGCCGACCGGCUUCUCGUCCUCGUACAUGGUCACGCUGAUGAACGCCGGCAGCAUCGUCGGCCGCGUCGCCCCGCCGUACCUCGCCGACAAGACGGGCCAGCCGUGUCUCAUCAUGGCCUUCAGCGCGCUCGGGUGCAGCGUGCUGGCCUUCGGCUGGCUGGGCAUCCGCGACUUCGGCGGGCUGGCCGCCUUCACUGUGCUCUACGGCAUCAUCUCCGGCGGUGUCGUUAGCAUGCAGCCGGUCGCCACAUUCCGCUUCACGCACGACAUGAGCAAGGUCGGCACGCGGCUUGGCAUGUGCUGCUUCGCGGCCGGCAUCGCGCUGCUGGUUGGGAACCCGAUCGCGGGCGUGGUCUUGGGCGACGCCAGCGAGGCGCGGUGGCGCGGCGUGAUUGGCUUUACGGCAGACUUCAUGUUGGCUGCUUGUGGUUUGUUGUUCGUGGCCGCGUGGUUCGCGAUGAGAGCGGAACGCGCCCUGAAAUAG
Anthostomella pinea is the source of this 1329-nucleotide messenger RNA. NCBI's taxonomy places the organism in Eukaryota, Fungi, Ascomycota, Sordariomycetes, Xylariales, Xylariaceae. The record is from the annotation of a GenBank genome assembly.